UUUUAUUUUGAAUUGUAUCUUCCGGGUCUUCUUGUCCAUCAGGGUGUGGAUGAGUUUCAGUCAUUUCUGCCUUCACAGGCUUGCAGCAGGAAUCUGUCAACAGGGAAGUCUCAAGAUGGCCCCGAGUGGACUAAAAGCGAUCGUAAACGAGAAAAUCCUCAGUGGUGUCAUCAAGAGUGUGAAGAAAGAUGGGGAAUGGAAGGUGCUCAUCGUGGAUCACAUCAGCAUGCGGAUUCUGUCCUCUUGCUGUAAAAUGUCUGACAUCAUGGCAGAGGGCAUUACAAUUGUGGAGGACAUUAACAAGCGGAGAGAGCCGAUCCCUAGUCUGGAGGCCAUUUACCUCAUCUCUCCUCUGCCAAAAUCAAUUCAUUCUCUGAUUGGUGAUUUCAAAGACGCAGCCUUCACAUACAAAGCAGCACACAUCUUCUUUACAGACACUUGUCCUGAUGGGCUUUUUGCUGAGCUUGGGAGGUCAAGGGUUGCCAAGGUCAUCAAAACCCUGAAGGAAAUCAAUGUGGCUUUCAUACCAUAUGAGUUGCAGGUGUUUACUCUGGACAACCCCAGUUCCUUCCACACUUUCUACAGUCCAUCUCAGACUAAUCUCGAUGACAGGACCAGGAUGAUGGAGGCCAUGGCCGAGCAGAUCGCCACACUCUGUGACACACUGAAGGAAUACCCAGCCAUCCGCUACCGCCAGGGUCCAAAGGAGAAUUUCACCCUGGCUGAGAUGGUGAUGGACCGUCUGAAUGCACAUAAAGCAGACAAUCCCAGUAUGGGAGAGGGCACGGAUAAAGCUCGCUCCCAGCUGCUUAUAGUGGACCGUGGAUAUGAUCCCAUCUCUCCAAUCCUGCAUGAGCUGACCUUUCAGGCUAUGACCUACGAUCUGCUAGACAUCGAGCAAGACAUUUACAGGUAUCAGACGACAGGGAUCGGAGAGGCUCGAGAGAAGGAAGUGUUGCUGGACGAGGACGAUGAGCUGUGGGUGCAGCUGCGGCACAUGCACAUAGCAGACGUCACCAAGAAGGUGACGGAACUGCUACACACCUUCUGUGAGAGUAAGAGGAUGAACACAGACAAGGCCAACAUCAAAGAUCUGUCUCAGAUGCUGAAGAAGAUGCCGCAGUACCAGAAAGAACUGAGCCUGUACUCCACUCAUCUGAACCUCGCUGAUGCCUGCAUGAAGAAGUUCAAGAACUCAUUAGACAAGCUUUGUGAGGUGGAGCAGGACUUGGCUAUGGGAUCAGAUGCUGAUGGGGAACCAAUCAAAGAUGCUAUGAAGAGUAUCGUUCCUGUCCUGCUCAACACUGAGAUCGAACCCUACGACAAAAUCCGCAUCAUACUGCUGUACAUUUUCCACAAGAAGAAGGGCAUCGGGGAAGAGAACCUCACAAAACUCAUCCAGCACGCAAACGUGCAGCAGGACAAGGACAUCAUCACCAACCUGCAGCACCUGGGCUGCCCCAUCAUUACUGGGGGGGCUAAUGCUGGUAACACUCUGCCUGACAGGAAGGAGCGCACGGAAUCCACAUAUCAGCUCUCCCGGUGGACACCCACCCUUAAAGAUGUGAUGGAGAAUAUCAUUGAUGACAAGUGUGACAGGAAGCAAUGGCCGUUCCUGUCUGAACCCGCCCCCAUCUCCACCACAACCAGUACACCCAGCAGCGCACGGUUUGGACACUGGCACAAGAACAAGUCUCCCACAGAGUACCGCAGCGGCCCGCGCCUCAUCAUCUUUGUGAUUGGCGGCAUGACACAUUCAGAGAUGCGCUGCGCUUAUGAAGUGACCCGGGCCACCGAGGGCAAAUGGGAGGUUCUGAUUGGAUCAACUCACAUUCUUACUCCAACCAACUUUUUGAAUGACCUAAAGAAUUUGGACCAGCCCGCACCCGUUUAGCAGUACAUGACUGAAGAGAUUCAUCCCGCUGAACUCAUGUGAAACCUGAUACUCUGCAGUGAAGUUUCUCUCAAAGGACCAGUAAAAGACGCAUUUAAAUCUUGCUUACUGAUUAUUUGCUCUUUUUUUAUAAAGUAGUCAUUUUAAUUACCCAAGUUAAACUGGUGGUCUAUGUAUGUAUAUAUAUUAAAGCUGUUGAAGAUUGAUGUUUAAUUUAAAAGAAAAAUUAUAUAUAUGUGUGACGAAUGACGAUAUAUGUGAAAUUAUUUGAGGACCUGUUGCCAAAGGCUUAUAAUUGUGCAGAUAAGUGGAUUAAAUCUUGCCUUAAACCAUUUAAAUAUCAGUCCUGUCAAAUUCUGAAGUAAUCUGGACAUCUCUUUAGACCUGCGGACUGGAGCAAAUGAUCACAAUGGAGUUCCACUGUAAACCAGCACAAUGUAGAUUUUUGCUUCUCCUUUAAAGCAAGAUAAGCCUGCUUAUAGUACAGUUGUCUAUUUCUGAUUUCCAGUCAUGUUUUGUUAUAUUUUCUGCCCCUGUGUUGGUGAAGGCAUCAGAGGUUUCCUCUCAGUAUACAGUAGAUGUCUUUUUGUUAUUCAUGCUCUGAACUUGUGCACUUUCUUCUUUUACUGUUACGUUAUCACAUAUAGGUGGAUGUGGUUCACUGGGUAUUUUUGUUUGUUGUCUAUUUUAAUGAUUCUAAAUAAAUUUUGCUUGUACCUCA
Cyprinus carpio (common carp) is the source of this 2615-nucleotide messenger RNA. RefSeq names its product syntaxin-binding protein 2-like. Gene Ontology annotation, molecular function: syntaxin-3 binding. NCBI's taxonomy places the organism in Eukaryota, Metazoa, Chordata, Actinopteri, Cypriniformes, Cyprinidae. Gene Ontology annotation, biological process: vesicle-mediated transport; neurotransmitter secretion; intracellular protein transport. Gene Ontology annotation, cellular component: secretory granule; plasma membrane. The record is from RefSeq and is a predicted model, not a curated record.